GUGACCUGGCAAGAUGGCGACCACACAGUAGAAUGGAUGCGAACGGUGAAUGAUACAUGGAUCCGUGGUGUUGAUUUUAUUAGACCCACUGCUUCUUUCUUUAUUGUGAGCAGCAGCAAAGUCAACAUGGCCCUAAAUGUUUUUGACCAUGACGACUACAGGCCUGUAUGGAAAUCCUAUUUGUACCAGCUCCAGCAGGAGGCGCCGCAUCCCCGCAGACUCACGUGUACCUGUGAGGUAGAAAACCGUCCAAAAUACUAUGGAAGAGAGUACCAUGGGAUGAUCUCCAGAGAAGAGGCUGACCAGUUACUGAGCCAAGCAGAAGGAAGCUACCUCAUCAGGGAGAGUCAGAGGCAACCGGGCACAUACACACUAGCUCUGAGGUUUGGGAACCAGACUAGAAACUUCCGUCUCUACCACGAUGGGAAGCACUUUGUCGGAGAGAAAAGGUUUGAGUCCAUCCACGACUUGGUCACGGACGGCCUUAUCACGCUAUAUAUUGAGACUAAGGCUGCAGAGUAUAUCGCCAAAAUGACUAUAAAUCCCAUCUAUGAGCACGUUGGCUACACCACCCUGAACCAGGAGCCCACCUUGAAGAAACAUCUGCCCCUCAGCCCGGACGUGCCAGUACCUGCUAAAGAUGAUUUUAACGCUGAAGAGAGGUUGACAUCGCUGGUGCGGAGGGCCACGCUGAGGGAGAGCGACCUGAUGCCCAAGUAUGAGAAAGUCCAUAAUUUCAAGGUUCACACGUUCAGGGGUCCACACUGGUGCGAAUACUGUGCCAACUUCAUGUGGGGUCUCAUCGCUCAGGGAGUCAAAUGCGCAGAUUGCGGUUUGAACGUCCAUAAGCAGUGCUCCAAGGUGGUUCCCAACGACUGCCAACCAGACCUGAGACACGUUAAGAAAGUCUACAGCUGCGAUCUGACCACGCUGGUCAAAGCGCACAACACGAAGCGGCCAAUGGUGGUGGACAUGUGCAUACAGGAAAUAGAGGCGAGAGGUCUUCAGUCGGAGGGGUUGUACAGAAUAUCAGGAUUCAGUGAGCUGAUUGAAGAUGUCAAGUUGGCGUUUGAUAGAGAUGGAGAGAAGGCCGAUAUAUCCUCCAACGUUUAUGAAGACAUCAACAUCAUCACCGGAGCCCUGAAACUCUACUUCCGAGAGCUCCCCAUCCCCCUCAUCACCUACGACGCCUAUCCCCGCUUCAUAGAAAGUGCAAAAAUUACAGAUGCGGAAAAACGUCUGGAGUCUCUACAUGAAGCUCUGAAGCUGCUGCCCCCUGCUCACUGUGAGACCCUGCGAUACCUCAUGGCUCACCUCAAGAGGGUAACAGAUUAUGAAAAGGACAACCUGAUGUCCAGCGAAAACCUCGGCAUCGUCUUCGGCCCCACUCUGAUGCGGGCCGCCGACCUGGACGCCAUGACGGCUCUCAACGACAUCCGGUAUCAGAGACUGGUGGUGGAGACGCUCAUCACAAACGAAGAUGUCCUGUUCUGAGAGGACGAGGACGAGGACACCGGGGACAGAGACGUGUUUAGUUUGUCUGUGAAAACAUGAAGGACAUUGAGGGAAGGAUUGAAGGAGAAAUGAGAUGCCUUUGGAAAAAUAUGUGACCUGACAACAAGGAAGUGAACACUUUUAUGUUAAAGGUAGAUUAAAUCAGUGUUUCCCCACGUUAAUAUUACUGUACCUGAUUUUUUUCCACAAUAUUGGAGCAAAAUUUGUCUCGUUUCAGUUCAGAUUUAUUGUUUAAGCAGCUCUUGAGGUCAGAAAAAUUGCUGUUAGCUUUACCGUGAUGGCAAAGCUCUCCGCUCUGGUCUCUGAGAGUUGUAAAAAGUGCUUAGAAACUCAUCUUGGUGAAUAAUUAGGAUGUUCUUAAUGCAUAAAGUAAGUGAGGAAUAACUCUGGACCACUGCAAACCGUUUAAAAUGAACUAGCUUCACGUUUUUUAUGACGGACAAAAUCAGGUACAGCGCCUUUAUACCUUUUUGCCUCUUGCUUGUCUCCAUGGAGAUGUCAUUGGUUUGCCUGGAAGGUUUCACAGUAUGGCAUUAAACUUCUAUCAGCUUGAUUCAAUGGCGUCACCAGUUUGUAUUAACGCAAAUAGAUACGUUUAAUGCCGUACUGCCUUAUUUAGUCCAGGCAAAGCAACAAAAUCGCUAUUGAUACAAGCUAGAAAAAUUACGUAAUGCACCUUUUUAAUAACUGUAAUAAUAACUGGACUAAUUGAAACAUCUCUGGAACCUUGAUCUGGUUAACGGGGUAAUUUGAGCUAUCAUAAUCUUAUCUCUGUUGUUAAUAAAACUUGCAUUUGCUGAAACACUAAAAAGGGGGAAACUCUGUUGAAUCUAUCUUCAUACAGUUUAUUUUUAUUGAUGCCUUGAACUUUUAUAUUGCUAAUGUUUGACUGAUCUUAAGGAUUCAUCAUAAAAGGGUAAAAAUACACUGCUUUCGUAAUUUGGCGUUUUCAUAUUGGCUUUGGUUUACGAUAAAAGUGACAGUUUUCCUAACACGCAUGACUACACGAAAAGUGAUAAUGGACUUUAAAUUCAAAGUCUUAAUUUUAUUCCUAAACCAUAGACUGUAUAGAUAAAUGGACGUAGCUAACCUGCUAGCCGCCGUGUUGCAAAUAGGAAGUGAGCUUGGGCGCGCUUCCAGCUCUAUCGACUCUGGCGGCAAUUCACUUUCUAUUGAAAAACUGUCGCCUCUUUCUCUGUAACCGCUGCUGCCAGACUUGUCAUUUUGAUCAUUUUAACCCGCACUAUAUGAUGCUACUCGUUUAUUUCUCUAUUGUGUCCGUAAUUCAAGAUAUAAACACUAAAAACAGAAAAAUCAGGCGCCUUCUUUCCCUGAGGUCACUCCUGCUAGCGUUAGCGUUAGUUAACAGGUUUGAUUAACAGCGUUGCUAAGCGUCUGCUCCUUGCAAAACCAAUAGUGUACGCGGAAAGGGACGUUAUUUUCAACAGCCUCUCUCCGGAUUGGCUCUUUGGUUGCUGUGAUACUCGCAGUCAGAAUUCCAAAUAAGGACCUCUGCUCUUUUCGCCGCUUUAACCGCAACACGCAUCAUUUGACUUGAGCUGAACGCUAUAGGUGACGUCCACUUCUUUAUACAGUCAAUGUCCUAAACUUUCUGACUUUUUUUGCAUACAGAGAUAAUAAUAAUAAUAUAUUGUCCAAAAGAACUUCUCAAAAACACUUGCAGAAACUUUUACCCUAGACUUCAAUGCUUCAAAAUCACGUUAGAUUAUCGAUGUUAUCUUUGAGCAGUGUUAUAAAGCUAAUUUUGCACUCCAACGCUGACUUAGAAUACUUGCCAAUUUCGUUCUUACACAUAAAGUAGCCUUCUACGUGCAAACCUCGUCUCUAAUUUGACUAAACACUGUAUUUCGUUGUUUUGUUUUUAUUUUUGUUGUAAAUUUUUGAUCUCUCCAUAAACCUCAUUGUUAUGUGAAGUAAAACGAUGGAGACGUGGAGCUGUUUGAAUGAUGUUUUUUGUACCGAUCUUUGUACAUUUGUUGGGUCGAUUUUGUACAUGUUUAGUUCAUUUCGUAUUCAUUCUUACAGGUAUGAAUAAAGUCAGCAAGUUGAUCUCGCCAUGUACCUAGACUAACAACCAUCAGCCUAACCGAACUUGUGAGCCUUCAGUGAUCUGUGAGUUGUUUUUUUUUGUUUUUUUUUGGCCUGAUGAAGCGUCAUGUUUAAGUAUUGUCAUUGCUGUAAAGUAUUUUCUACAUGGUUUAUGCAUGUUAAAAUUAAAUUAUUAAACAUGGCCUUAUUUUGGUUCUGAA
Periophthalmus magnuspinnatus is the source of this 3785-nucleotide messenger RNA. RefSeq names its product N-chimaerin-like. Gene Ontology annotation, biological process: signal transduction; regulation of small GTPase mediated signal transduction; positive regulation of GTPase activity. Gene Ontology annotation, molecular function: GTPase activator activity. Lineage: Eukaryota; Metazoa; Chordata; Actinopteri; Gobiiformes; Gobiidae. The transcript has 15 exons. The coding region runs from base 37 to 1494 and encodes 485 amino acids. The record is from RefSeq and is a predicted model, not a curated record.